AUGGAGGAAAAGAAAACGAGAAUGAGGGAAUUGACAGAGGAUGAUAUGGUGGGCGUUAAGUCGAACGGUAAUCGGUUCAUGAUCGAUUUUCUGAAGAAUGUUACAAAACGAGCUGCAGAAAUAUUUGAUAAUGAAGUAUUGUCUGGUGAAAGUUACACCAAGAUGGAAAAGAAAGAAGAAAAACCCAGUUCUUCUAAGGGUAUAAUGUUUUCACACAAGGGAGAGAAGGAUGAGGAGGAGAAGAAAAUCCGUGCUUGUAAGAUUAAAUAUCGGUUUUCAUUCGAGGAAGAAAUAUCGUGGGAUGAACAUCAGUUGAAGAAACCUAUGAACCGUAAAGAAGAGAGAUUGAGGGAGAAAAGUAUUAAGCAUAAAGUCAUUAUGCAAUAUGAAAAAGAAUCAGAGAGCCCUCUUAAGAACAAAUUGAAGAGAACUGCAUCAGAGGAAAUUUUUUAUAAUCUCUAUAACAGUAUAGUUGACAUCCCAGAAACUUCUGGGGUGAAAAAGAGGAAAAAUAAUACGUCCAAAAGUAGUAGCAGUGGAGAAGAAGUUCGGGUUGUGAACAAAAGAACUAAGAUCGUACCGGAUUCUCCCCCUCCACUACCUGAAGAAUUCAAGAAUGCAAUUCAAGAACUGGCCCAGGGAAGAAAUAUAUCACAGGAGAUAUUGGUGGUACAGAAGGGACUCUAUAAAUCUGAUACAGAACGGCAACAAAACCGGUUUUCGAUUCCUCUAAAUUCAGUUAUAGGAGAGUUUCUCAAGGAUGAAGAGAAAGACCAUCUUUUGAAACGCCUCAAUGGCAAGCUGGAGUCCAUACAGGUAACCAUUAUUGAUCCCAUGCUAAUAAGGGACAAAGUAAAGUUGAGGAGAUGGCCGAUGAAGAAGAAAAAUGGGAAGGAGAGUGUAUCCUACAUGCUGACUGGAAGUUGGACAGAAAUCCGGGAGAGGAAUAAGUUCGAAAUUGGGAAUGUUGUGCAACUGUGGUCGGUCCGAAUCGAAGAAGAAUUGUUGUUCUGUCUAGUGAGGUUACCUUGA
Molecule: messenger RNA, 1032 nt
Organism: Fraxinus pennsylvanica
Lineage: Eukaryota; Viridiplantae; Streptophyta; Magnoliopsida; Lamiales; Oleaceae
Source: the annotation of a GenBank genome assembly